Messenger RNA from Leishmania mexicana MHOM/GT/2001/U1103, 2640 nucleotides. RefSeq lists its product as hypothetical. Lineage: Eukaryota; Euglenozoa; Kinetoplastea; Trypanosomatida; Trypanosomatidae. The transcript has a single exon. Bases 1 to 2640 code for a protein of 879 amino acids. The record is from RefSeq and is a predicted model, not a curated record.
AUGUCGUCGCGAGCUGUCGCCACAGUGUCGCCAUCGUUGACGGCGUCCUCGCGCUCGGGAGCGCAGGCAGGCGGAGCGGCCGCGCCGGCCUCGACGUCCGUAACGAUACCCGCACCGGUGGUGAAGCGAAAGAUGGAAGAGUUCCUGCGCCAUGGCAGUCCUCGUACGCGCGGUCUGCACAGCAUCAGCCCCCUAGCUCCCGAUGCGGUCCGAACACCUCCCGCGGAUUCGCGGGGACCGCCGCGGUACCUUCGCGCUCGCGGGAUCACCCCGUCUCCCGCAGCACCCGCGGCGAGAGGGAGGCGCGAGGCCCGAGAGCCGAAGCAGGACGAUCGGCGUCGGCGCCCCUCCUCACACGAGCGUGGCGAUCGGCACAGCAACAACCGUAGCACAAACAGUAGCAGCAGCAGCCGUCAUCAGGGCGACGGUAAGCAAGGCGAGGCGCAAACUGCCUCGCCACCACACCCACCGCCUUCCGAUGCCGCCAGCAGUGCCCCUCAAACCCCAAAGAGGUGCGAGAUGACAGUACCGCCGCACCUCGCCGCGCCCUCGCAGCAGUCGGAUCUGCCGCUGCCCCUGCCACCAAAGCACCGGCAACUUCCUCCUAGCAACAGCCAGCGCGGCAAUCAGGCCCAGCAAGCGGUGCAGCGGCUAGAACACGUUUCGCAACCAGACGAUUCGGGCGGCGCGGUCGUGGACACGCCGGAGCAGGAGCGUUCGGCGCGAGCGCCGCCGCCGCAGCAGCCGAGAAGCCCUGCUAGUGCCCACACCUCCUCCCGGCACAAGUGCAACGUUACUACGGCAGCGGUGACAGGGGCGCCGUCCCGCAGAGGAUGUGUGGAGGGCAUGGUGCUCACCGUGCCGCGGCUAUCGCCCGCUCAAGCCGCCUCUCUCGCACCUUCGACGCAACCGCAACGCACUCGGAGGACUGGCGAGGACCUCCGCCAUGGUAAUUCCGUUCAGCCCGCAGCCUGGCAGCAGCAGCAGAACCUCUCGAAGCAUCCGCGUCAGGCUGGCAUCCCCGGUCGCGUUGGUGCUCCUGGCAAGGUUUCCGCGGCAGCGGAGAUGACGCCGUCAGCCGCACGGCGUGGCGCAACUCUUUCCAGCUCCCCACAGCCCACUAGCACCUCACCCAUCGCGCGCUCCUACGUGGUGCAGUCCUUCUCGAGCUUUCUACCGGGCGAGUCUACGGUGCUGCGCGGGGCUCACAAUCGCGGAGGUCCAAGCCUGUCGUCCGGACCGCCGCCGUCAUCUCGGGCGAGCGACCCGAGCGCUGACGUUGCCGCUGCCACUUCAAUGCCGGCCGUCAUAAUCGAGGUGGCGGUCGUGGCCGCCGCUGCACCAUCGCUGCCUGAGCCGGAGGUGUUGCAGCGCUACGAAGAUAUGCUGCGCAAUCGGCAUGCUGGCAACGGUAACGGCUGUAGCGGGGGUGUCUCUCGUCACGACGGCCGCGUUGCGCAGCGCGGUGCACAGCAACGGUACACCGACGAGGAUCUCGCGGCCGCGUUCGAUUUCAUUGUGCACAUUCGACUUGGUACGGCCGCCGCCGUCACGGUCCGUGACAUCAAGGACGAGGUGGAACUGCGCACUUGCGUGCCAGUCGCGCAGCAGUGUCUAGUAUACGACGCCGUGUUGCUGCAGGACUGUCUACCCGUCUGCUUGCUUCCGUUGGCCGCUGACGACGACGACGACGGCGUUGGUGGGGGACAGCGUGCAGGCACCGACUGUUGGAGACUUGUGUGCGUGCCGCUGUCCAGCGACUCCUCGGUAGCGGCGAUGGCGCGGCAGACUCGCCGCAUCCAGUCUCCGCCGCGAGCGGUGGCGUCGCCGGCGGCAGCAGCAGCAGCAGCAGCAGCCGAUGCCACGCGCUACGGCGACGGCGAAGACGAGGCUGCAGCGGCACUUCGGCCCCUGCUGUUGAUGUCCCCUGUGCGACCGAAGACGCGGACCUUCCGUGCGACAGAAGCACGUGCGACAUCGCCACCACGGCGGCCUGGCGCUGUCCCCUUCAUCCUCUCCAACGGCACAACAGCCGCAGCGUCCGCAACGGGUCUUGCGAGCACCGCCACCGCCACCGCUUCAGCAUCAACGGCAGCAACGACGGGCACGAUGGAGCAAGCAGUCUCCGAGCACAUCAACCGCCUGCGACGUCAGUACCUGAGCAACCCGGAGAUGAGUGAUCGGUGGUCCGGUAGGGGAGGCUUUGGUUUCGCCGUGGCUGCUGAGGAGGGGGCACCAGAGCACGCGGAUCUGUCCACCAUGGCGAUGACCGGGGUGCUCCAACCAACGCGGCAACAGCAAGGCCUCUUGCUCUCCCCGCUGAGGGCGGCGCCGACCCCAUCCGCCUGUACGCUGCCGCCUCCACGUCGCACGGAGCUGAGCGACGGGUUGAUUGCUGCUCUUCCGCCUCCGCCAGUGCGCCGCCCGGUUGCUCUGCCGCACGAGUCCAUCAAGACGCUCUCCUGGACGCCCUCUGUGGCCCAGACGCAGCCCACGCAGCCAGCGCGUAUCACCGCCAGCAGCAACGUCGGUGCGGAUGCCAACGGUGGCAGUGGUGGCGGUGGCGUCGAUGCAAGCUGGAUGAGCUCGCUCAGCGCCUCCUCCUCCUCUGCUGCUGCCGCGGCGACGGUGAUGAUGUGA